AUGUCUGUUGCUCCGACGGUGCACCGCCAGAAGCUUGUCCCCAUGGCACGCAGUCGCCUUCGUGUGCUUCAGGAGGCCAGGCGAAGUGUGCAAAACCUAGCCAAUGGACGUGUUCCAUCUACCCCACUUAAACAUACCAUCUCUUGCGAUUCGGAUGGGGAGAACGCCAGUCCUUAUACCAAGUCUGAGCCAACCAAGCGCAAGCGCUCUGCGGGAGAUGACGGGCGGCUGUGUGAGUCUCCCAAGAGUCUCAAGGCCAGCCGCAUGUCACUAGUCAUAAAGACCGAAGACAAGAGUAAUAAAACCUUCACAUCGUCUGCAGUCAGCCAGGCAUUAGGCAGACCAAUCGGUCGAGACUCCCAGAUCAAAUCCAAGCCAAGCAGAGCGUUUGGCCGCCGCUCCCAACGCCUUUCUCCUAUUGCGAAAGAGAUAAUUCGCAAGAAUGUAGCCACUAGUAACGGGAUUGAGCCUCGGAGAAAAGCUCAACCUGCGAGUUGGUCUUUUGAAAUCCACGUCGACACUGAAGUCGAAGAGGCGACCAACUUGAUGCAGCACUCUGCCGAUCGCCUCGACAUUAGUGAUGAUGAAGGAAAAGCUCGCUUCGACGAAUGUGACAAGGAGAAUAUCCCACCACAUGAACUUGGAAUCGCCCUACCAGCUACCGCUCAGCCAGCUACCAUGGCCUCGCGCAAAAAUAUGAUGGCUGAGUCUCGCAGCCCUCUUGGUGAGCUGGAUGCCUCGGAUUACUAUGGGCCAGGCCUUGGCAAUCUGUCUUACGAGAUCAUCCAGGAGGAUGAGUAUGUCAAGAGAGCAUCUGCACAGUCCAGCUACUCUCUCGUCUCAGCAGCGACACCAAGUGUCGCGUCUGUCCUCGACUCUGUCGUGUCGGCUGAAAAGGCUGGCGAAAGUUGUUUGGAAAAGUGA
Talaromyces marneffei is the source of this 924-nucleotide messenger RNA. RefSeq lists its product as uncharacterized. Lineage: Eukaryota; Fungi; Ascomycota; Eurotiomycetes; Eurotiales; Trichocomaceae. Bases 1 to 924 code for a protein of 307 amino acids. The record is from RefSeq and is a predicted model, not a curated record. The transcript has 2 exons.